Aaosphaeria arxii CBS 175.79 is the source of this 1878-nucleotide messenger RNA. RefSeq names its product Low temperature viability protein. Gene Ontology annotation, cellular component: nucleus; cytosol; preribosome, small subunit precursor. The record is from RefSeq and is a predicted model, not a curated record. NCBI's taxonomy places the organism in Eukaryota, Fungi, Ascomycota, Dothideomycetes, Pleosporales. The transcript is spliced from 2 exons. The coding region runs from base 146 to 1615 and encodes 489 amino acids. Gene Ontology annotation, biological process: ribosomal small subunit export from nucleus; ribosomal small subunit biogenesis.
AAUUUGGUACCAGACUUUAACGCCGGCCCAACUUUUUUUUGUCAGCGAGCCAUUCCAGCAUUCUCCCAACUUCUACCCUCAAUAUCUAAGCCACCUAUUCAUACGUACGUGCGCGAGAGAAUUGCAAAUCCAACAGUCAUCCAUCAUGCCUCGCAGGAAAUUCAUUGACAAGAAAAAUGCCACGACGUUCCACCUCGUCCAUCGCGCGCAGAACGACCCUCGAAUCCACGAUGCCGACGCCCCGAGUAUGGUCUUCCAGGAGGUCAACGCGCCCAACAUGCGCCAGGCCUCCGAACCGGCCACGAGCUCGCGGGCAUCACAGUACUCACAGUUCUCGGCGGCCUCCGGGCGGAGCAAGAUCAAGUCCAGGGGCGAGCUAGAAAGCGAAUUUGGGUCGAAAGUGCGGAAGAAUGAAGGAGAGGCGGCUAAUUAUGGAAUCUACUAUGACGACUCUGAGUAUGAUUAUAUGCAGCAUAUGCGAGACCUGGGCAGCGGAAGUGGCGACUCGUAUUUCCUCGAAGCACCCGGCGAGAAGAAAGGAAAGGGCAAGCACAAGAUGGAUCUUGCAGAUGCCCUCCGAGAGGCGUCCCUGGAUGAUAGGCAGAGCGAGGCUGGCAUUUCUGUGAGCAGCAGUGUGAGCAGGGCUGCCAGCGAUGUUUUCGGAGAGGAUAUGGCGCCGUCUGAGUUUGUGCGGAAGAUGACAUACCAGGACCAGCAGAACAUUCCAGACGCAAUUGCUGGUCUCCAGCCAGACAUGGAUCCGAGGUUGAGAGAGGUCCUCGAGGCCUUGGAGGACGAUGCGUAUGUGGAUGAUGAAGAUGAUAUCUUCAAUGAAUUGGCUGAGGAUGGCUAUGAGGUCGACCAGCGUGAGUUCGAUUUGAGCACAGACCGAUACCUGCUCGACGACGAAGACGACGGUUGGGAGUCAGAUGACACUAUCAAGGCGGGCUCACAGUCAGGUGGUGUAUCAUUGAAAGCACCCAAGGAGAAAGCACCCGUCGAGCCAUCAGAUCUAGACGCCCUCCCAGCUCCAGAUGAAGCGCCGCCGCUCGCAGAUGCCGGGGACAAUGCCUGGAUGGACGAAUUCAAGAAGUUCAAGCAAGAUGCCAAAGCAGGAAAAGCCCCCAAACCCGCCGCACCGUCCGACCUUCAGUCAUCGGUGUUGACGGGUGCGUCAGCACUGACAGCAGGAGGGCGUAAGAAGAAGAGAAAGGGUGCCCUCACUUCCACAUCUAGCUACAGUAUGAGUUCUUCUGCCUUGCACAGGACUGACGCUCUCACGCUUCUCGAUCAGCGAUUUGACAAGAUCGAGGAGGAGUAUGCUGCCGAAGACUUUCCAGACGAUAUGUCCAUGGCUUCGGGUAUGAGUAAAAUGUCAGGGUUCAGUAAGAUGUCUGGUAUGUCCGGCAUGUCUGGGUUGUCUAGUAUGAGCGAGGCACCCCAACUCAGGUCUGAUUUCGAUAACAUCAUGGACGAUUUCCUGGGAAGUCAUUCGAUGCAGGGCAAGAGGAGGGUCAAGCGGGCCGGCCACCAGACUGGGUUGGAACAGCUCGAAGAAGUCAGGAAGGGGCUCGGGCCAGCGAGGUUAAAGAACCCAAGAGCCCAGAAAGCUUAGUUACCAAAGGUACGAUGAAAGUUAGAUUUACGAUCACAUGGUUUCAACCUUGCAAAGAGGGCAAUGAAUGAAUCCCCAGGCGUUAGAUGAAUGGCAUGAUAUACCCAUAGCAUAAAAGUUAUUUUAAGAAAUAAAAAGGGUAGGGGUCUAGGUAGUAUUAGACUCUCAGUUGUAUUUGAAUACAGCCCUUUUCCUGGUCCCCACAGUGCUCGCUGCGAUUGUUGUAUCGUGAACCGUGAUCGACCCACAGCCACGUUGGAGUA